AAGUGGGGAAAAUAUCUACAUAAUAAAUGUAUAAUACAAAAUGUAUAGAAUUUUUUAAAACUAUGCAUGGUUUUGUCAGACCACAAACCCCUAUGGCACAUGAUAUUUUACAGAUAGUCUUAACCACAAGGAUAUUAGUCUAUCAUAACACAAUUACCAUUUCAGUUCACCUCAUAAAACAUGCCCUUCCCAAAUGCUUUACAUAACCCUAAUUUGCUUCUACAACAUCAUGUUCAAAACGUAUUCCUUUGGCACCCUUUUUAGUCUGGACACAUAUCGGAGCAGCGCAUUAUGGCAGUGCGUCCGCGUCACGUUUGGAGAGCCACAGGACGCGGGCCGCACUCAAUCCAGACAGUAGAUGGCAGUAGCCCAAGAAAGCUGAUCCCGUCGGGUUCACCACUACUCUGCCUCUCAGUUGUGCAGCAGCACUCGCACUGGAGGCAGCGGUGGUCUGAGGGACGUCCAAUGAAACAGAAGAGCCGCCAGCUGCUCCUUUCGACUUUUACGCGUAGCCUGUCCUCCGCACCCGGAGACAGCACGUUCUGAAACCGCCAUGGAAGACAAAUCCAAUUCGUUCUCGAGCAACAAGGAGGAGAAAGCGGAUGGGAAUAAUGUGUUCCAGAGGCAAGACUCGAUCUUGAAGAACAGCAUGGGGAGCCAGAACAUGAAAGACCACGGCAACUCAGUGGGUGCAAAGGGGGACCGGGAAGAAGCCAUGGUCGGGUUUGACGAUAUGGACGCAGCGUCCAGACAAUACGGGUUUAUGCAGCGGCAAUUUGGAGCCAUGAUGCAGCCCGGGGUGAAUAAGUUCUCCUUGCGGAUGUUCGGGAGUCAGAAAGCCGUGGAGAAAGAGCAGGAGAGAGUGCAGACGGCUGGAUAUUGGAUCAUUCACCCCUAUAGUGAUUUUAGGUUCUACUGGGACUUGAUAAUGCUCAUCAUGAUGAUGGGGAAUCUAAUUAUCAUUCCUGUGGGAAUAACCUUCUUUUCCGAGCAAACCACCACCAGCUGGCUCAUCUUCAACGUGGCCUCGGACACCAUCUUCCUGGUGGACCUGGUCAUGAACUUCCGAACGGGAAUUGUGAACGAGGAGAGCUCAGAGAUCAUCCUGGACCCAAAGGUCAUUAAGAUGAACUACCUGAAGAGUUGGUUCGUGGUAGACUUCCUGUCCUCCAUCCCGGUGGAUUAUAUCUUUCUAAUAGUGGAGAAAGGCUUCGAUUCGGAGGUCUACAAGACGGCCCGAGCGCUGCGUAUCGUACGCUUCACCAAAAUCCUCAGCUUGCUCCGUCUUCUCAGGCUUUCACGCCUCAUCAGAUACAUCCACCAGUGGGAGGAGAUUUUUCAUAUGACGUAUGACCUGGCGAGUGCAGUGGUAAGAAUCUUUAAUCUGAUUGGCAUGAUGUUGUUGCUGUGUCACUGGGAUGGAUGCCUGCAGUUUCUGGUGCCUCUCCUGCAAGACUUCCCUCCUGAUUGCUGGGUGUCGCUAAACGGUAUGGUUAACGACUCCUGGGGAAAGCAGUACUCUUACGCCCUCUUUAAGGCCAUGAGUCACAUGUUGUGUAUCGGGUACGGAGCCAGAGCACCCGUCAGCAUGUCGGACCUUUGGAUCACCAUGCUAAGCAUGAUUGUGGGCGCCACCUGUUACGCCAUGUUCGUGGGUCACGCCACAGCCCUCAUCCAGUCUCUGGACUCAUCUCGACGGCAGUACCAGGAGAAGUACAAGCAAGUGGAGCAGUACAUGUCCUUCCACAAGCUGCCGGCUGACAUGCGGCAGAAAAUCCACGAUUACUAUGAACAUCGCUACCAGGGAAAGAUCUUCGAUGAGGACAGCAUCCUUAACGAGCUCAACGACCCGCUCAAAGAGGAAAUUGUGAACUUUAACUGUCGUAAGCUGGUGGCCACCAUGCCGCUGUUUGCAAAUGCAGACCCUAACUUUGUGACGGGAAUGCUGAGUAAGCUAAAGUUCGAGGUCUUCCAGCCUAACGAUUACAUCAUUCGGGAGGGGACCGUGGGUAAAAAGAUGUACUUCAUUCAGCAUGGAGUGGCCAGCGUCAUCACCAAAUUCAGCAAAGAGCUGAAACUCACCGACGGAUCCUACUUUGGAGAGAUCUGCCUGUUGACGAAAGGUCGUCGUACAGCUAGCGUCCGCGCUGAUACCUACUGCCGACUUUUCUCACUGUCCGUGGACCAUUUCAACGAAGUCUUGGAGGAAUAUCCCAUGAUGCGCCGUGCUUUCGAAACCGUGGCCAUCGACCGCUUGGACCGCAUCGGGAAGAAGAACUCACUACUGCUCCAGAAAUUCCAGAAGGAUCUGAAUGCUGGCGUCUUCAACACUCAGGAGAACGAGCUACUGAAGCAGAUCAUCCGGCAGGACCGAGAGAUGGUGAUGAUGGUGGAUCGGAAGCAAUCGGUCACGGGGAUGAACUCCACGCCGAUGUCUGGAAACUCCAUCAUUAACUCUCCCGCCCAGCCACCGUUCACUACAGCGAUCGCUAUUCUUGGGAACAACCAAUUACAGCAGCAGGCCGCCCCACUAAGCUACAGCACCUCUGCCACUAUAACCCCAUCAGGCCGCAUGCCGCCCUCACAGGGCGUCACGUUUUCGGCACCGAGCGUUUCUCACGGCAACUUGAGCACCUCUUCCCCGAAUCCUCCUACGCCCUUGCAGCAGCCGGUGGGGGCCAUAAUGUCCCCUUGUUCAUUCACCACAUCAAUUUGCAGUCCCCCGGUGCAAACCCCUAUAGCCAGCCGAACAUUCCAGUAUGGAUCACCGACAGCCUCCCAACUGUCCCUUGUACAGCAACCCUUACCCCAGCAGCCCUCUGCUGCCUCCAUACUGCAACAACCACAGCAAUCGCAAGGGGCGUCCCCUCAGAGGAGCGAUGUCCACAAGAGCACACAGCCACUCCAGUCAGGCAGCCUGAGCAAGGACAUACGCCACCUCUCUGCCUCGCAGCCCUCACUGCCCCACGAGACCUCAUUGGCUGCCCGGGCACAUCCCACAUCGGGCGAAUCGCUCGCUUCCAUUCAGCCACCCAUGGGAUCCGCGGCAGGAGUCCAGGCCCCGGGCUCCGUUCUGCAAAGCGGCAUUCGCAACAACGUUCCACAGAGGGUUGCCCUUUUCCGGCAGAUGUCAUCGGGUGCAUUACCGCCGAUUCGCACGGCGCCCUCUAGUGCCCAGCACAGGGAUUCCAUGGGCUCCAGGAGAGAGUCGGCAGUCUUAAGCAGUACAGAGACGGAACAAGACAAGAUGCGGUUCGCAUCGAAUUUAUGAUCCCAUUUUACUUUUUUUUGUUAAUUUUUUAAAAAGAUAUUUUGA
Messenger RNA from Cyprinus carpio (common carp), 3316 nucleotides. Its product is annotated as potassium/sodium hyperpolarization-activated cyclic nucleotide-gated channel 1-like. NCBI's taxonomy places the organism in Eukaryota, Metazoa, Chordata, Actinopteri, Cypriniformes, Cyprinidae. The record is from RefSeq and is a predicted model, not a curated record. Gene Ontology annotation, cellular component: membrane. Gene Ontology annotation, molecular function: voltage-gated potassium channel activity. Gene Ontology annotation, biological process: transmembrane transport; potassium ion transport.